This is a messenger RNA of Alligator mississippiensis (American alligator), 1582 nucleotides long. RefSeq names its product autophagy-related protein 16. Lineage: Eukaryota; Metazoa; Chordata; Crocodylia; Alligatoridae. The record is from RefSeq and is a predicted model, not a curated record. The transcript has 9 exons. Bases 42 to 794 code for a protein of 250 amino acids.
CUCCCGGCGGGCGCCGCGGCGGCCACGUGACGCGGAAGCGGAUGGCGGGGGUGGGGCCUGGGCCAGGCUGGCGCAGCCACGUGCGGGCGGAGCUGCAGCGGCGGGAGCGGGAGCAGCGCGGGCUGCGGGACCUCGUCCGGACCCAUGAGAAACUCCUGGAGCGACUGGACCUGCAGAGCCUGCUCGCAGAGAAGCUGCAGCUGGACACAGGAACCCAGGAGUCUGGGGCAGCCCUGGACCUGGCCUCGCUCCAGCUGCAACACGCCCUGGAAGUCUCAGAGCUGCAGCAGGGGCAGGAAGAGCUGGCACAGACAAUUGCUGACCUCACGGAGGCUCUGACCCGCAGCGAGGCCGAGACUCGGGAGCAGCGAGAGAGGGCGGGGCGCUGCGCACGGGCCCUAGCAGCACUGUCAAGUCGGGCCGAGGAGGCCGAGGCACUCAGGGCAGCGCUGGGGGUGGCACAGGAGCAAGUGGCUGCCCUGGAGGCCCGGUGGGUGCAGGAGAAGGCGGCUGAGGCAGCGCGGGUCAACCAGGCCAAUGCCCAGCUGGAGCGGUACCAGCACCAGGUCUUGAGGCUGCGACAGAAGCUGGAGCAGCUGCAGUUGGCAGCGGCAGGCAUCAAGCUGGGGACCAGUGACAGCAGCUGCAGCACAUCCUGUGAGGAGCUGGCCUUGGGGGGGCUAGACUCUGGCCCCCAGGGCAGCUCAUCACCCAUGAGAGCCCAGGAAUCCCACACCAAGACCCCUGCCCCAGCGCUGAGUGAGACCCUCGGAUCCACCCCUGUGACCCCCUGAUGGGCUGCUGGGACCCCCAGACCUGGUGAGAUGGGGCUGGGGAGCCUGGAUGCCUGGGUUGUCUCCAGCUCUGGGGGGAGAGCUGGGGGCCUGGAUGCAUGGAUUCUACCCCAGGAUCUUGAGUCUUCAUUAGGAUCCCUGAAUCUGUUAUGCAAAUGACGGCCAAUUCCAUAAAGAGCACUCGUUUACAUACCAUAUAAGUGAUUGGCCCAUCUCCUUUCUAGCUGCCUUUCUGAAACAAGGUCCUCCACCCACUUGAAAGAUGUGGCCAGAGCAGCUCAGCCUAGAGUGCCCCUCUGGCCCCCCAUGCCCUGUCCCAUGGCUUGUACUCUAUGAUUGGACCCCUGGAGGCCUAGGCUAGAGCAGCACCAGUGUCCUAGCUGCUCGAGCCAUGAUCUUCCCUGUCUGUGAUCCUUGGAAGGACUCUGAUCCGUGGAAAAGCAGGGAUCAUAGACUCUACAAGAGGGUCUCUACGGUCUCUGGGAAGACUAUGAUCCUGAAGAGUGGUGGGGGGGUAGACAUUCUACCAGUGGGUCUCUAUGACCCAGCAGAGUCCUCCAAGACCUCAGCCAUAGAGAUGGAGAUCCAGAGUGUCCUCUCAAUGGAUUUGGGGGGAGUCCUCACCCUUACUUGCCUCUCUGUCCUCUCAGGGCUGUGAUGGGACCAGAAGACCCAACUGCCCCUAGGCUCACCUGGAUGCCUGGGUUCCCUCCUGGAGGGGGCACCGGGACAUGAUGUGCAAUGUGACCCCGCUGAGGGGGGGAGAAAAAAUACAGAGGUGCAAUCCA